Molecule: messenger RNA, 1167 nt
Organism: Eruca vesicaria subsp. sativa (arugula)
Lineage: Eukaryota; Viridiplantae; Streptophyta; Magnoliopsida; Brassicales; Brassicaceae
Source: the annotation of a GenBank genome assembly
AAAAAAAAAAAUUCAAAAAAAAUGGUUGAUUAUUUGAGAUUGUUGCGAUGUUUCAGCUUCACGGCAUCGCGUGAUUGGCUAUUCCGGCAAUCAUUCGCAAACGCCGGUCUCCGCUCCGUCACCACCAAUCUCUCCCACAACAAUUCCACCGCAUCAACAACAACUAUGCAUUGUUGGAUCCCAAAAUCCCCGAACCGAUCAAAACCAAACCUCCUCCUCGUACACGGAUUCGGAGCAAACGCAAUGUGGCAAUACAACGAACAUCUCAGAUCCUUCACCAACCGGUACAACGUCUACGUCCCCGAUCUCCUCUUCUUCGGACACUCUUCCACAUCCGAACCGAACAGAACCGAAUCUUUCCAGGCUCGUUGUCUCAUGAGGCUAAUGGAAGCGCACGGAGUCGAGAGAAUGAACCUCGUCGGGAUAAGCUACGGUGGAUUUGUAGGGUACAGUUUAGCGGCGCAGUUUCCGGAGAAAGUGGAGAAGCUGGUGCUAUGCUGCGCCGGGGUUUGCUUAGAGGAGAAAGACAUGGAGGAUGGUUUGUUCAAGGUUCCGAACUUAGAAGAAGCUUCCGAGAUUUUGAUUCCUCAGACGCCGGAGAAGCUUAAGGAGCUUAUUAGAUUCUCUUUUGUGAAGCCGAUAAGAGGUGUUCCUUCGUUUUUUCUAUGGGAUUUUAUUGAUGUGAUGUGUUCGGAGUUUGUGGAGGAGAAGAGAGAUUUGAUUAAGUCGAUACUUAGAGAUAGGAGAGUUUCAGAUCUUCCUAAGAUCAAACAGAAAACUUUGAUCAUAUGGGGAGAAGAAGAUCAGAUAUUUCCAGUGGAGCUUGGUUACAGAUUGAAAAGAUAUAUAGGAGAAAAUGCAGAGAUGGUGGUGAUAAAGAAGGCAGGACAUGCUGUUAAUUUGGAGAAGCCUAAAGAAUUUCUCAAGCAUUUGAAAUCUUUUCUCAUUUGACUCUUUGUGAACUACUUGUUUUGUUUAUCUGGUAACGUUUUUAUGCUGGUUUCGGUGAGCUAUGAUAUUGCACCAAAAACAAAUCAAAAGAGCUAUUCUUCGUAAUGGGCUGGGUGUUAACCAGAUGGGCUUUGAGGAAAAUAAUUUUUAGGAUCUUUAAAUGUGAAAUUAUUCCAUUUGGGUUUGGUCGAGAAAGGAGAAAACUAUAUACAGUAA